Molecule: messenger RNA, 825 nt
Organism: Funneliformis mosseae
Lineage: Eukaryota; Fungi; Glomeromycota; Glomeromycetes; Glomerales; Glomeraceae
Source: the annotation of a GenBank genome assembly
AUGGAAUCUCCAUUUCCGGCCGGUUCAAUUAAUUUUUCUUUUGAACUUCUUCCUUAUAUUUAUUUUAAUGUAGCAUUUGUUAUAAUUGCAUAUCCAUUGUAUAGGAUUGUAGGAGGAAUUUUUAAUUGGGAAUUAGAUAAAAAAACACCCGCAAACCUCUUUAGUGAUAUGAUGGCAUUAGUCAGAUAUGGGUUUAUCGUAUUUGUUAUUGGUGGAUAUGCAAGAACGUUCAACUGGAUUAUGAUUUUAUCAUUUUAUAUCGCAUUAUUUGGAUAUGCCUUAUUAGCAGAACUUCCAUUUGCGAAACAAUCAUUACUGACACGGAAUAAUUGGCCAGUACGAAUGUGGAUAUUAUUCAUCAUUGCAGUUUUUGCCGUAUUAUUGAUGGCAGGAUUUCAUAUAUAUUUAAUUAUAUAUCAAAAUGAAUCUAGCUCAAAAGAUAAUAUACCUAUAGCCUUGUAUUUAGGAUGUCUAAUAAUACCUUUAAUAUUAAUGACCUUUGGUUAUAUUUUUAAACAAGAACAAAACACGAGAUUUUUAACAAAAGCUUAUUUAAAUGUUAUAAGAAUCUUUAAACGAAGACCACGAAUACCAUCAGAAAAUGAGAAUCAACAGUCACAACUUGAUACCGAAGCUCUAGUGCAAGUUCAACCUUUUGGAAAAAUUGCAAGAAUUCAUAUACAUCAUUGGCAAAUCUUUUAUACUUUUGCUUUUUUUACUAGAUUUGAUCAUCCCGUCUCUCAAGUUGCUGGUGGUAUAAGUUUAGGAAUUUAUACCCAAGGAAUUGGAGCAUAUGGACCUGAUGAUUUUCUGGAAGAAAUCUGA